AUGCGGGGCCAGGCCGCUACGCGUGACGGCGGCGUGCGUUUGCAUGCCGCUGGACGUCGCCUGAAACCCCGACCAGCUCCACGCGGCGGCAGCCGACUCCCAUACGUGCGAGCGGAGAGAGCUCGUGUAGCAACCGUGACGUUCCGGACUGUGAGCAUUACAGCGGACAACAAAGGCGUGCGCAGUGACGCCUGCCCCCGACUUGACCUCCUGCCGGGAUCACGAGCGGUACAGCCACCCCCGCCGCCCCCCGACCUGGGGAAACUGUGCCAGGCGGGCGGCGCGUUUUGCCGGCCGCGCCGUGUCGCAAGGCGCAGUUCUUGCCGCCGUGACUCAGCGGUCGCCUCGCCUCGCCUCGCCUCGCCACGCCACAGCCACAGCCCGCGGCCGCUCCUCCUGGCCGCCACACCACUUUGCGCUUUACAGCAGUCUCUACUGGUAGCAGAAGUGAGGAGAGUCGCCACGAGCAGACGGGCCAGCAGUGCAGCAGUAGCAGCAGCAGCAGCAGCAGCGGGCGCCGGCCCAGUACGAGCCGCGAUGCGCCGGCUGGGCGCACAUCCUGCAGCGCAUCCUGGUGUCCGGUGGCGGUCCCGGCCGGUACCGUACUCCGGGUCCCGUUAG
This is a messenger RNA of Schistocerca nitens (vagrant locust), 621 nucleotides long. RefSeq lists its product as uncharacterized. The coding region runs from base 1 to 621 and encodes 206 amino acids. Lineage: Eukaryota; Metazoa; Arthropoda; Insecta; Orthoptera; Acrididae. The record is from RefSeq and is a predicted model, not a curated record. The transcript has 3 exons.